Molecule: messenger RNA, 1500 nt
Organism: Lodderomyces pseudojiufengensis
Lineage: Eukaryota; Fungi; Ascomycota; Pichiomycetes; Serinales; Debaryomycetaceae
Exons: 1
Coding region: 1-1500 (499 amino acids)
Biological process (GO): actin filament organization; actin cortical patch localization; endocytosis
Cellular component (GO): actin cortical patch
Molecular function (GO): ubiquitin binding; phosphatidylinositol binding
Source: RefSeq, a predicted model, not a curated record
AUGCCAAUUUUUGGUGAUCAUUCUUAUACAUCAAUCACUAUAAAAGUGAAUCAAUUAGUCCAGCACAAAAAUGAUGAAAUAGAAGAUGUGAUGGAACUAUAUUUGAGCGACUUAUUACACUUGAUUAAAAUUCAACCUAAUUCUGGAGCAACAGAGGCAGCAAGAGCAAUUAGAAAAAAAAUCAAAUAUGGUGAUACAAUAGAAGAACAAAAGAGGGCAUUACAAUUAUUGGAACUUUUAGUUAUGAAUUCAGGCAAAAAAAUAGGAACGAUCAUAGCUAGAGAUGAUAAGUUGUUGGAUGUCUUGAAAGGAAUAAUCAAUGGUCAUGGUAAAACUGGAUUGGGUUCAAAUUAUGAUCCAAAAAUUCAAAAAUUGGUUAUUCAUAUGUCAAUUGGUUGGAAAACGGAAUUUCAAGAUUUGGAGGGCUAUAAAUACUUGCAAGGUUUGUACAAAUAUAUACCGAAAAGAAUCAGAAAAGACUCUUCUUCAAAUACAAGAACUGCGAGAGGAAAUUCAAAUGAUGACGAAUUUGACGACUACAUAGAUGAUGAAACGGAUCCUUAUUCUGAUGAAAAUAUAUACGACGAACCAGAAUCAAAAACGCCAAGAUCUCCAGCUCCAGGAUCAAGUGCAAGAUCACCAAGACUAAAAUCUCCAAAGGUUCCUCCACCAAGACCUACUACAGCUUCUCCGUAUUCUUCCCAAUCAAAAGAUAAAAAAGAGAAAAGUAAGAAGAAAUCAAAGAAAAGAAAAUCCAAAAGUGGUAUUAUCUAUGCCGAUGAAGAAUAUGCAAUUCCUCAAAUUAAUUAUAAGUUGGAAUCACCUAAAAUUGAGAAACUAAUAUCUGAAUGUAAUAACACCACCAUAACAUUAAAUAAUCAAUUAUUGCACUUACCUAUCCAUGAAAAACCUCAAGAUUCUUCUGAAAUUUUGAAAAAUUUCAAUCAUUGUAAAAAAAUAAGAAGAAAAGUUUUGAAAUAUUUACAAUUUGUUGGUGCUGGUAAUGUCGAAGAUAAAACUCCUGAAAUAUUACAAAAAGAUGAAGAAUUUUUAUCGAGAUUAAUUUUUGCUAAUGAACAAUUGAUUGAAACUUUUAAAAAAUUCGAUUCUAAAUCUGGCUAUACUGAUGAGAAUCCUGCACCACCUAUCCAUUCGUCAGCUUUAGUCAAUGCUGAUGACGAUAGAGAGUGGAGUGAUAGUGAUGAAAGUUAUUAUGAUAGUGAAGAUGAAGAGGAGGAAGACCUAGAAGAGCCAGAGGAGGAUCUGAUUUCUUCAAGAUUGCAGUCAGUUACGAUGGACAAAAAAAGAGCACCACCUCCGCCACCACCAACUCAAUCUUCAAAAACUUAUGAAAAACAACCAACUUUGAAAAACGGAUUUGAUGAUUCAUCCUCAAGCAGACCAGGGUUGAGCAAAACCGAAACAAGUGAUUCUGUACUCAGUAGUAAUCCAUUCGGAGAUAAAAAUGAAGUGACAAAACAAGAUUCAAAGUAUUAUUAA